UCUUCAGUAUGAAAGAAACUGCCGUCAAAGUCUGUUGUGCUGCGCCACGUCUGUUUGGCUUUGACUGGCUCGCUAGCUAUCGUCUAUUUUGUUUUAUCCAAAUCUAAUGUGCGUGUCUUCCGUCAUUAUCAGACGAUACUACGUAUCUUGCUCGACCUUCAAAAAUUUCUGGGAAGGCGCGUUGUUUAGUGUUAUUGUCGUUGGCUCUGUGGCAUGGGUCGUGAAGUGCGGCUGAAGAAACUCGUUGCAGUUUGCAGAAACCCAACAGCUUAACGACAUUUGCGAGAACAACAAUCCAUUUGUUGACUUUAAACUGCGAAAAAAUUCAGUAAAGAACGAACUCUACAAGGUCAAAUUCGCGCACAACAUCUAUCGCAUCUCAGUAACCUCUUCAUCAUGGAUCUACGGCAGCUUAGCGUUGACCAGAAAAACAUUUUAAAACAGUUUCGCGAAGCGGUCAGGGAUUGCAAUUUACCCGAAUCGGACGAUGUGUACCUUCUACGAUGGCUCGUCGCUCGUGACUUUGAUUUGGCAAAAUCUGAAAAAAUGCUACGUAACUCGAUGAAUUGGCGACGCAAGUAUAAAAUCGACUCUUUGCGAGAGUGUUACCAGUCUCCGGAAGUGUUGACCAAAUACUUUGCUGCUGGCCACAUUGGCGUCGAUAAGUUUCACAGCUAUCUGAUGGUCAUGCGAUACGGAUUGACGGAUGUCAAGGGCAUCCUCCUUUCAGCCAAAAAAAAAGAUUGUGUUAUGCAUGUGCUUACUUUAGUGGAGAACUACUUCUCAGUCGUGAAAAAUGAUCCAGUUAAAUUCAAGCGAUCGGCAGAUGCCAUCUCCCAAACAACUGUCAUCCUAGACUUGGAAGGAUUCUCCAUGAAUCACAUCACCUACAAGCCAGUCAUCGAUACGGUUAUUCAAUUGAUCCAAUUGUAUGAGGCAAACUAUCCGGAAUUUCUCCGGCGUGUAUUCAUUAUCAACGCACCCAAGAUUUUUUCCAUACUGUUCUCCAUGUUGGUACCUUUUAUGCACGAGCAGACUAGGAAUAAGAUACUCAUCUUCAAUCAAGAUUCCACCCAAUGGAAAGCAGCUCUUUUGGCAGACAUUGAUCCGCAAGAGUUGCCCGUUUGCUACGGAGGAACAAUGACCGAUCCCAACGGAAAUCCUUACUGCACUACAAAAGUUAACAUGGGUGGAGUCAUUCCAAAGUCGUACUACUUUAGCUGCAAACCUGACACUAGGAACAAGCAGCCAUUGUCAAUCUCCAGGGGAGCCAAAGAAUUAUUGGAAUUCCAAGUCAAUCAAGCUGACACUGUUCUAAGAUGGGAUUUCCAUUCUGAAGAUAGUGACAUCGCAUUCGCCGUGUAUAGGAAGCAGGGCAGUGAAUUGAUCCCGAUCGUUCCUCACGAUCGAGUCGAUUGUGACGUAGCUUCCGAGGAGGGAGAAAUCGAUUGUGAUAUUAGCGGUGUCUAUGUGGUAGAGUUUGACAAUAGCUUCAGUUACCUUCGCUCAAAGAAGAUUUGGUAUUCGAUUACGAUCGAAUAACAAGAAGGAAAUUAACGUGAACGGUAUGUUUAAACUACGAAAAGCGAUUGAAUUUUUGGAGGUUACGUAGUAAAACUGUAGAUGAUGGGUGCCACAUAACCAUAAGAUGAUACAAUUAAUGCAAUAAAGUACAAUAAACGAAAUUCUUUUUUGUU
Daphnia magna is the source of this 1697-nucleotide messenger RNA. Its product is annotated as SEC14-like protein 2. NCBI's taxonomy places the organism in Eukaryota, Metazoa, Arthropoda, Branchiopoda, Diplostraca, Daphniidae. The transcript is spliced from 8 exons. Gene Ontology annotation, cellular component: cytoplasm. The record is from RefSeq and is a predicted model, not a curated record. The coding region runs from base 397 to 1542 and encodes 381 amino acids.